Molecule: messenger RNA, 3338 nt
Organism: Fukomys damarensis (Damara mole-rat)
Lineage: Eukaryota; Metazoa; Chordata; Mammalia; Rodentia; Bathyergidae
Product: methenyltetrahydrofolate synthetase
Exons: 3
Coding region: 55-495 (146 amino acids)
Biological process (GO): folic acid-containing compound biosynthetic process; tetrahydrofolate interconversion
Cellular component (GO): mitochondrion
Molecular function (GO): 5-formyltetrahydrofolate cyclo-ligase activity
Source: RefSeq, a predicted model, not a curated record
GUCAUUGCCCACCGUCAGUAUCAAAAGUCCAAAAGAAUUUCCAUCUUUCUGAGCAUGCAAGAUGAAAUUGAGACAGAAGAGAUCAUCAAGGACAUUUUCCAACAGGGCAAAACCUGCUUCAUCCCUCAGUACCAGUUUCAGAGCAAUCACAUGGACAUGGUGAAGUUGGCAUCACCUGAUGAAAUCUCUUCACUUCCUAAAACAUCCUGGAAUAUUCAUCAGCCUGGUGAGGAUGAUGUUCGUGAGGAGGCUUUGUCGACAGGGGGACUUGAUCUUAUCUUCAUGCCAGGCCUGGGAUUUGACAAUCAUGGGAACCGGCUAGGCCGGGGCAGGGGUUAUUAUGACGCCUACCUACAGCGCUGCCUGCGGCUACAGGGCACGAAGCCCUACACCAUCGCCCUGGCCUUCAAGGAGCAGCUCUGCCACCAGGUACCAGUGGGCGAGCAUGACAUGAGGGUGGACGAAGUCCUCUGUGAAGACCCCACAGCACCUUGAGUCCAGAUGACCAUGCCAAGUAAUCGGAGAUCAGGGGAAGGAGGAAAGGCAGCAGAUUGGAGAAGCCACGAGGGAAGAACUGUACCUCCUGCUUGAUUGACAGAUAUCAGAAAUACAGAGGAGAAAGCCGAGGAAUCUGAUGCUGACUAGGCUGCCCUGACAACCUGUGCUGCAGAAGGGACACAGGAACUCCCUGGGACUCUGUUCUGCACUCACCAUCUGGCUGCUGUUUUGAGCAAGAUCAAGUCAAGAGUGAUUGACUUUCGACCAUCCAUCUACCUGGGGCCCAGAGACCAGCCUGUGUCAGAAGCUUCUUUGGAGCUGGGGAACUCCUUAGCCACUACUUGAUGGAACCCUUGUUUUUUGUUCCUAUUGGUGCAGAGAGAAGCCCUGCUCAGUCCCCUGCUACCCUAUCCAUAGAAUGAUGUGGCAGAUGAUUGGCAUAAAGCCCAAGUGCUCCCCUCUGUUGGCCCACAAGAGGGUGGGUGCCAGCCAGCUUCAUUCCUUUCCUGGCCAGCCCAGCCUGGAGGCCAGGAAUACAAAUGAAAGGAACUGCUUUAGACCCCAGGACAAGGAGAAUGAUAAAUAGACUCAUUUUACUUAUCCAAUUUCUUUUUACUUUUUCAUCUAAUUUCAAAUUAUUUCUUGGAGGAUGCACAUUUUAUUAAUAAAUCACUAUUUUAGAAAUGACAGAACAUGAAAUUUGGCUAAGGGCUGUUUCCGUCACAUGCAGUUAGCCUUGGAACACAGUGGCGGCUGCCAGGUUCCUGAUGUGGGGGUCUUGAAGCAGCACCCACAUCUGGUUAACCUUAGCACUCUCCUCACUUUGUCCUCUCCGGGAGCCCAGUGGUGCUACACAGUGUUAGGAGGUGGGUGGUUGACAGCACUGGAGUCCCUGUGCCACUGUACAUGGUACCUGCCACCCACAACUUUAGGGAGAGGUUUAAUUUGGCUCAUGGUUUCAGGGGAUCCAGUCCACAGUCAGCUGACUCUAUGGCAGAAAUGACCUGGCACAAGGGUGUGGAGGAACAAAGCUGCUUAGUUCAUGGUGACUGGGAAUCAGAGCAGGGAAACAGUUCCAGAGAGGAAAAGGACAGGGAAGAGGCAAAGACUCCAAGGCCAUGCCUCCCUCCAUGACCCACUCAGACAUGCCUAGAAGUGUGUUUCACCAGUCUGCUGAGUGGAGUCUAAAGGCUGAUUGGGGCUGGCAUUUUUGAUCUCUGGUUUUCAAGGCUGGUUAUUUAAAGAAGAGUGAUAAGGCAUAUUCACAGCAUCCAACAUGAUGUUACAGUUUUCAUAGAGAUAGUAAGAAGGUCACUACAUUGCAACAAAUUACCAUGUUUAUCACCUCCCAGCUUUUUUGCUUUUGUGGCUAGGGCUAGUCAAAUGCACUCAGUUAGCAGGAGCCCCAUCUCAGUGUAAUUUUGCUGUCUGUGGUCCUCCAGCUAUGUGGCUUCUGUCUCUGGGCUUGUUCAUUUUUUUCACUGUUACUGUUGAAUGAGAUAGUAUUGCCUUUUUGUUGUCUUAAGAAAUCUUUGUCACUUUUGGUAUCAACAGAUAUUUCUAGGAUACAAUCAUUUUAUAUUUUAUUUAUUUUUUUAUAGGAUACAAUCAUUUUAAAGAGCCUGAACUUCAAACUUUGCCCAGAACUUUCCUGUGAAACCUUUUCUAGUGGAGGUAGAGUAGUUGCAACUGACCGUGGGCUGGUAGGGGCCUGUGGGAAAUGACAAGGGGAGCUUUCAAAUUAUUAAGAAAUAGGUAGAGAGCUUUAAUUGGCCUGUGUACAAUUAAAGAUGUUUUAAAUAAUCUUUAACACAGUGAGUGUCUAAUUAAGCUAUCAUCACAUAAGAGCAUUUUAUUAUGAUAAAAUAUAUGUAACAAAAGUUAUUCUUUUGGUCAUUUUUGAAUACACAACUCAUUUGCAUUAAUCUAUUAACCCUGUUGUUAAGCCAUCACCCCCAUCCAUCCCCAGUUCUCUUUUUUUAAAUCCCAAAAAAAUCCCUGUGCUCAUGAAACAGUAAUUCCUCAUUCUUUGCCCUUCCAGCCUCUGAUAACCGCUGUUCUACUUUCUGUCUCUAUGAGUUUGAUUAUGUUUGAGUAUUGAUUAAUGUACCCACAUUAAUUACAGCCAUACAAUAUUUGUCUUAUUGUAUCUGGUUUAUCUCACUUAGAAGAAUGUUCCCAAGGUUCAUCUAUGCAGUAGCCCAUGUCAGGAUUCCCUUCUUGUCCUUCCACUGUGAUACAAAUAUGUAGUACAUUUUGUUUAUUAAUUUAUUGAUGGAUUUCUGGAUUGUUUGCACCUUGUGGUUAUUUUGAAUAAUUCUGAUAUGAACAUUGGAGUAUAAAUAUCUGCUCCAGUCCCUGCUUUCUCUCUGGGAAUGAAGCUGCUGGAUCGUAUGUUGACUGUAUGUUUUGGGUUAUGAAGAGGCGCCACACUCCGGUGCUCUUGGAAGUUGCUGGCUCUGCUGAGCUUUCUGAGGCCUGAAAUCUUCAGUAUCUGCUGAACACUGCAUAUCUAAUCCUCUGCUGUCCGUUUUCCCUCGGGUCAGCUCUGCCUCCAUCCAUCAGCUCCUCUCACCUUGGCCGCCAUGCUGGAUGCUGAGUGCUAUGUGCCACUCUCCUGGCUAGCUCACAUCCCUGUUUUCUUCUUUUAUCCUCAGCGCGACUCAAAUGUAUGUGCAGUCUGAUGGUGUUUGUGUGAAGCCCAGUGGGCAAAGCUGGUUUACUGUGCAGAGAACAGAACAGCAGCAACUGUGUUAGGGGUGGGAGGUCAAUGUGUUGCAGAUAGCUAAGUUAGUUAAAAAUUAUUGCAAGGCAGUUAGACAAAGCUGGGCCCUCAGGAU